UUGGACAGGGUCCAUGUACCAUCGGGAACACAGCCACUCCUCUCCUACCGCGAAACGACGCGAAAAUCUUAUUAACCACGUGUAUAUAUAAGCGAACAAGUUCUUUUCUAGCUUUUCGGUGAUCUACAUCCACGAGGAAUGGAGUUAUUUUGAUCAUACGAUGAAGUUUGGCUAUUUCCGCCGGGUGGUGCAUUUCGCGGAUUUCCCGCAGAAUAAAUUUUCUGUAAUAUCUUGGUGAAUUUAUUUGAAAGACUUCACAAGACGAAACGGGAAUUGCACAGGAAGGUGUUCAGGGCUUCCCAGAAACUUAAGGGCUGUUGAGAAUUUGACUGGCCACAUUUUUGAGAAUCACUCCUUCAGUGUGUCGUACAUACUGGACGAAGAGGCAGGAAGGGACGGGGGUGUAAGACCCCAGGUCCCGCGAGGGGCAUCUAAAAUGGGGACAGGAAGUCGGGAGCAGGAGUUUGGUCAGCCAGGGGCCAUGGGAGGCCCCCAGGGGCCUAGGCAUCGUCAGCAAGAGCUGCCUCUACGAAUCCUAGUGCCCACUCAGUUUGUGGGAGCCAUCAUUGGAAAAGAGGGACUCACUAUAAAGAACAUCACAAAGCAGACACAGUCCAAGGUAGAUAUCCAUCGUAAGGAGAAUGCAGGAGCAACUGAGAAGUCCAUCACUAUCCACUCAUCUAAUGAGGGCUGUUCACAAGCCUGCAGGAUGAUCCUGGAAAUAAUGGAAAAAGAGGCCAAUGACACCAAGAUUGUGGAAGAGGUUCCUCUGAAGAUCUUGUCCCACAAUAACCUUGUUGGGAGACUCAUAGGGAAGGAGGGCAGGAACCUGAAGAAGAUAGAGCAAGAUACUGGGACCAAGAUCACGAUUUCAUCAUUACAAGACCUAACUAUAUAUAACCAGGAACGUACCAUCACGGUGAGGGGAGGGGUGGAGGAGUGCUGUAAUGCAGAAGUGGAGAUCAUGAAGAAACUUCGAGAAGCCCAUGAGAAUGAUGUGGCUUCACUUAAUCAGCAGACUAACAUGAUGCCAGGUCUAAACCUGAGCGCAUUGGGGAUCUUCUCCUCUGGCAUGUCUGCUUUCCCUCCAGCCCCUGGUCUGCGUGGAUCUCUUUCUGCCCCAGCCAACUACAGCCCCCUGCUGGGCCCUCCAUCAGUAUUGGGUGGUCUGUAUGGGGUUCCCCCCUCUGGAGCAUUAUCUCUUCAGCAGGCAACUGCUGAACAGGAAGUGGUUUACCUCUUUAUCCCCACUCCAGCAGUAGGAGCUCUCAUCGGGAAGAAAGGGCAACACAUUAAAGAGCUGGCACACUACGCUGGAGCUUCAAUAAAAAUUGCUGCACCGGACAAUCCUGAUGAUCCUGAGAGGAUGGUCAUUAUCACUGGACCACCAGAGGCUCAGUACAAGGCACAGGGGAGGAUAUAUGGGAAGCUGAAAGAGGAUAAUUUUUUCACUGCUAAGGAAGAAGUGAAGUUGGGGGCACAUAUAAAAGUGCCUUCGUCUGCCGCCGGACGAGUCAUCGGGAAGGGUGGCAAAACGGUCAAUGAGUUGCAGAAUCUCACCAGUGCUGAGGUCAUUGUACCACGAGACCAGACACCAGAUGAGAAUGAUGAAGUGCUUGUUAAAAUAAUUGGACAUUUCUUUGCCAGUCAGGCUGCCCAGCGCAAGAUAAGGGAGAUCGUUCAACAGGUCAAACAGCAAGAGCGGAAACAGCAGCAAACAGUGCCAACACCUUCACAACCAUCAAAAUGAUCAGCAGACGCCAGCAAGCAGCAGCUAAUGAAUGUAGCUCAUGAGUGGACAAAUCGAAAAUCAAGAAACAGGCAAAGGGAGAGAGAGACAGAGCAGGAACCAGAGAGAGACUGAUGAAGCUGAUGAAGAGGACCAGCAGUUUAAAACAACCAAAGAACUCAAAGCACAAAAACGUUUGGUCAUGAUGAUAUGAAUGAGGAUGAUCGAGAACAUUUUUCAGGUCAGAGAUCUUUUUAUGACCAUGGACCUGAUAUUUCAUAUUGAGCUCUUUUUGUUACUGAUUAAGCUGAUGUGAGGAUUUGUGCACUGUGAAGUAGACUGCUGGAGGAGGUGAAUGCACACUGCAGGUAGAUUUUAUAGGACUUGCAGAGUCUAGUUGUGCAUUAGAUCUACUAAUUUAUUAGGAGAUAUAAUAAAUUGCACAUUAAUAUUUUAAUAAGAUUCUAAAAACCGUUCUAUAUUAGUUUAUUCAGCAGAAUAUUCUUUGGAAACUCAUUUUAGGCUAUUUAAUGUGAGCAAUCAGAUUUGUUUUUGAGUUUUCUAGAAACAAAUUAGUACAGCAUGGUAGCUAAAAGCAUUAAAUGAUGUUACAAAGGAACGUACAUGUAAAAGAGUGCUUGCUGUGUGCCAGCAUUUCACUUCCAGUUCCUCUUUUUCCAUUGCUGAGUCUGAGCAUUUCUCCUCUGCUUGCUGCCCUGUCCUCUUUUCUCUUUUUUAAAAUGAUAUUGCUUUCUCUUAAAUGUUUCCAUGUUCCCAACUUAUUCCUCACACAGAAUAAGAGCUGUCUGUGUGCCAACUGUAAAAAAAAAAAAAAAAUACUAAAAACCGAGUCAGUACAGGCCCUAAGGAGAGGUAGAUCUAAUGUUGAUAGCCUGUACUCCCCAUGUAUUACACCUUACACUACUGUUCUAAAGUUUGUGAUUUUUUUUUAAGAAAAAAAUUAUAUUCUGCAAUUAUGCAUUAAAUUUAUCAAAAGUAAAGACAUUUAUAAUGUUGCAAAAGAUUUAUAUUUUAAAAUAUUAAAAUGUAUUAACUUGUAUUAACUAAAAGAAGAAUCCUGAAAAGGAGUAUUGUGGUUUCCUUAAAAAUAUGAAGCAGUACUUAAUAUUGUUUUCAACACUGAUUAUAAUAAGAAAUGUUUCUUGACAUUAGACGGAUUUCUGAGGGAUCGCGAGACACUGAGGACUAGAGUAAUUCAGCUUUGCAUCACAGGAAUAAAUGACUUUUUAAAGUAUAUUCACAUAGAAAAUGGGUAUUUUAAAUUAUAGUAAUAUUGCAGAAUAUUACAGAAGAUUAAAAAAAAUCCUACAAGCCUGAACUUUAGAAUGGUAGUGUAUGCAAAUGAGAAAGCUGAAUUGCAUGUGCAAUCUGCACCUUGUCUGUAGGUCGUGUAACGGGAGCCCAUGGCGACCUCCUAACACUCGUGAAUGUAUAUGAUGCAAAUGCCUUCUGCAAACAUGUACUUUCUGUGUAGCAAACUUAAUUUCUCCCCUCCCCCUCUUAUUUCACUUGCUGGGAUAAAUGUCUAUAAAUGCAUUUUUGACUAAAGAGAAGAGCAAAGCCAAGACAAAUGUUUUUUUUUUUAAUUGUAUGUAAAGACGUCCCAUUUUUUCGUAAUAUAUAAAGGUGAUAAGAUUGGUGAGGGAUGACGUCAUUAAGCCUUUUAAAGUUUCUCCCAAAAGGCUAAUGGAAUAAAAAAAAUGAAUGUGCUGGAUAUAGGUGACAGCUCGAAAAUAUUGGUUUUAGUAUUUCUUGACUGAUAAAAUGCAAACAGCCAGCUCUGCAGUACAGUACAGUCAUAGAGCGUAACAUUGAUAUAAAGCAACUGAUACAACCAUGAUUGAGACAUGAAAAUGAUAUAUUGAAAGUCCACGCAUCUUUGUGUGAAUCAGUACAAUAUACCGUUCUACCUCAAGAACAAGGUACCUCAAUCUGAUCUUUUCUCCCUUUUGCAUAUUUUGUAUACCUUGUAAAGCUCUCAAACUUUGAGCAUUUUUUAUUUUUCUAAAUAAAAGUACAAGAAGGAAAAAAAGGGUUAGCUCAAGGCACCAACUUGGCCUGCUUGUUCUUGUGAAAGAGGUGUCAGAAACUGAUUGUUGCUUUAUGAACCGUUUGACUCAAAUGGGCUCUUGAGGUCAAUACAACUCUUGGGCAGCUGAACAUUUGGGUUGACAAAACUUUUGUUUCUUGCAGUUUGUUUGAACUGACUGGUAUAUAUAGUGUCUAAGAAUACAUCUUAAUCCAACCGUAUGCAGUGUUCUUCAACCUGUAUUUAGAAUGUUAUCUACAUGUUACUCUGUUACAAAUGGGCUCUGUAAUUUUGCUCUGUUUUGGAGGUCAUAUCUGAUUGGAUGGCCGAUAAGUCAGUUUUGAAUGUUAUUUUAACAGCAUAUGUGUGUGUUUUUAUUAUAGGAAUAAUCUCCAGUUUACUGCUGAAUGUUAGCAUAACAAUAUUAGACACAAUUGAAUUUGAUCCUUCUAGUUUGGGUUUCUGUAGUAAAAUGUUGCUGUGUCAAAUAGGAGGGAUGUCCAGCGGUCUCGAGACCAUCUCUUCUCAUAUCAUGUACAAAGAAAACAUGUACAUGAAACCUAGUCUUUGCCGUAUUACUUCUGCAGCUGUCUCUGAGUCUGUUUCUCUUCACAUUCUGCCAUGUUCAAAAUGUCUUUAUUGUCCACUUGUACCGUGAAUACUUCUGGGUGUUUGAUAAGCCUGUCUCUUAUCUGAUCCACUUUUAUAGUAAUGUCACACAAUGUAAAAAUGAGUUAACAAACUAAUUUUAGAUCUGGGCAAAAGGGGGACAUAUUCCAUUGGUAUUACUGUUGGCUCUAGCCAAGUGUGGGUGAGUCGGGGACAAUAUGAGUGUGAGUGAACAAUCAUGAAUACACAUCUGUUUUUAUGUUUUCUGGAAGGGUCACACUACCCUUCACACGGAUAUGAGCAAUAAAAAGAGUCUUUAAAA
This is a messenger RNA of Carassius carassius (crucian carp), 4710 nucleotides long. It is a transcript of the gene igf2bp2b, whose product is annotated as insulin-like growth factor 2 mRNA binding protein 2b. The record is from RefSeq and is a predicted model, not a curated record. NCBI's taxonomy places the organism in Eukaryota, Metazoa, Chordata, Actinopteri, Cypriniformes, Cyprinidae. Gene Ontology annotation, biological process: regulation of gene expression; nervous system development. Gene Ontology annotation, molecular function: mRNA 3'-UTR binding. Bases 437 to 1750 code for a protein of 437 amino acids. The transcript is spliced from 13 exons. Gene Ontology annotation, cellular component: nucleus; cytoplasm; cytosol.